Hansenula ciferrii is the source of this 669-nucleotide messenger RNA. RefSeq names its product U2 snRNP complex subunit IST3 (gene IST3). NCBI's taxonomy places the organism in Eukaryota, Fungi, Ascomycota, Saccharomycetes, Phaffomycetales, Wickerhamomycetaceae. Gene Ontology annotation, biological process: mRNA splicing, via spliceosome. Gene Ontology annotation, molecular function: RNA binding. Gene Ontology annotation, cellular component: precatalytic spliceosome; U2 snRNP; catalytic step 2 spliceosome. The record is from RefSeq and is a predicted model, not a curated record. The transcript has 2 exons. The coding region runs from base 1 to 669 and encodes 222 amino acids.
AUGAAUUUAAAGAUACUGCAUAUGUUUGUAAAAGGUGAUAUAUUAAUUAUUUUUUCACAAUAUGGUAUCCCAGUACAUUUAAAAUUAAUAAGAGAUAAAGAAACUGGAAAAAGUCGAGGAUUUGGAUAUUUAAAAUAUGAAGAUCAAAGAUCAACUAUCCUUGCCGUGGAUAAUUUAAAUGGUGCUAAAGUAUUAGGAAGAAUAAUAAGGGUUAAUCAUACUUUCUUUGAGGAACGUGAUAGAGACGAGGAAUAUGAAAAUUUAUUAAAAGAAGAACUUCAAAAUGAUUUUGCAGAAUUAGAAAAUGAACAAGAUAUUAAUUCACAGAAGACUGAUGAAAAAGAUGAUGAAUUUCAAGAUCCUUUAUUAUUGAUGGAAAAAGAUAAAAAAGAUGAAGGAUCUAAAAGUAAAUCAAGAAGUAGACGUGAUCAUCAUCAUAGCCAUAGUGAUAAACAUAGACACAGUCAUAGAAGUCGAAGCCCGAGCAGAGAAAGACCAAGAAGACAUAGAAGUAAGUCUAGAGAACAUAGACAUGAUGAUAAAGAUAAAAGAGAUUAUAGGAGCAGAAGUCAUAGACAUAGAAGUAGUAAAGAGAAAGAAGACCAUAAAAAUAGAGACGAUUCAAACCCAAAGGAAAAUGAAGACAACAAUAGAAACCCCAAUGUAUAA